AUGCAUCUUGGCGGAAACAAGUUGUAUCGAGAUCUUCGAGAGUUUUACUGGUGGUCGGCGCUGAAAUGCGAAGUUACUGAUAUGAAGCUGGCUAAGCUGUAUGUGGCUGAGAUUGUAAGACUGCAUGGGGUACCGGAUUCUAUUAUAUCUGAUAGAGAUCCUCAUUUACAUCACGAUUUUGGAAGAAGUUACACGAGGCUUUGGGCGAGGCCAGAGAUAGUUUCUGAUACAGAAGAGCAGCUAAAAGUAAUUCGAGACCGACUGAAGGAAGCGUCUGAUUGGAAAAAGUCUUAUGGGGAUCUUAAACGCCGAGAGAUUGAGUGUUUUGUGAGGGAUUAUGUCUUUCUCAAUGUCUCUCCUUGGAAAAAAAUACUCAGGUUUGGGCGGAAGGUACAGAUUUUGGAUCGUGAGGUUAAGGUACUGAGGAAGAAAUCUAUUCCUUUAGUGAAGGUGCUAUGGCGUAAUCACAGUUCAGAGGAAGCCACAUGGGAACCCGAAGAGGCUAUGCGACGAUAG
Messenger RNA from Gossypium raimondii (Peruvian cotton), 516 nucleotides. RefSeq lists its product as uncharacterized. Lineage: Eukaryota; Viridiplantae; Streptophyta; Magnoliopsida; Malvales; Malvaceae. The transcript is spliced from 4 exons. Bases 1 to 516 code for a protein of 171 amino acids. The record is from RefSeq and is a predicted model, not a curated record.